Lasiodiplodia theobromae is the source of this 909-nucleotide messenger RNA. Its product is annotated as Synaptobrevin protein. The transcript has 2 exons. Bases 1 to 909 code for a protein of 302 amino acids. NCBI's taxonomy places the organism in Eukaryota, Fungi, Ascomycota, Dothideomycetes, Botryosphaeriales, Botryosphaeriaceae. Gene Ontology annotation, cellular component: SNARE complex; endoplasmic reticulum. Gene Ontology annotation, molecular function: SNAP receptor activity. The record is from RefSeq and is a predicted model, not a curated record. Gene Ontology annotation, biological process: retrograde vesicle-mediated transport, Golgi to endoplasmic reticulum.
AUGGCCAGGACGCAGUCCCUUCCCGCGCACCAGCCCGACCCCACCCAGAUCAGCCUCACCCGGCUGCUGGAUCGUCUGCAAACCGCCCUGCUCUCGUCGGAUGCCGACCCGAAGCUGCGAACGUCCAGCUUCGAGCGUACCAAAGUCGGCGCUAACCUUGAAUAUGCGCGCUCGCUGCUGCUGCGCCUCGAGCACGACACGGCCGCCGUAAAGAUCCAGUCGCGCAAGCAAGCCCAGCAGGCCGACCUGCAGGCGAAACGUGACCUCAUCAAGCAGCUGAAUCAACGCCUAUACGAGCUGAACCAGCUCGACGAUGACGACGAUGAUGCCGAUGACUCGACCGAUGAUGACGAUGACGAGGACGAUGCUCCCAGCUACGCGCCCGCGCACCGAAACACCACUGACGGCCUGAACGUCGAGCACAAGCCGGGCAACCAGGCGCUGCAGGACGCCGCCGAGAACAUCCUGCGCUCCCGCCGCCCAGGACAAGCCGAUCCCCCUUCCUCCACUCAGGACGCUGCGACAACGACGGGCUCGUCGCUCUUUGGCGGCUCCAGAAACCCCGCAGCCGACCCCUCGCUUCAGCGGUCGGAGAAGCUGAUGUCGCAUAACCGCUCGGAGCAGGAGGCGCUGACGAGCUCGCUACUGGACAUGGCUGCGCUUCUGAAGCAGCAGACAAUGCAAUUCGGCAGCUCGUUGGAGGCGGAGAAGGACAUCUUGGACCGCGCCAGCAAAGGCCUCGACACAAGCGCACAGGGAAUGGAAGCUGCCGGGCAAAGGAUGGGCACCUUGCGGAGGAUGACGGAGGGCAAAGGCUGGUGGGCUAGGGUCAGGCUGUACGGCAUAAUUGCCGCGUUGUGGAUGGCCUGCAUCCUGAUCAUGUUCGUCAUGCCGAAGCUGAGGUUCUGA